CAGGCCGUACUUUGUUGCUCACGAAGAGACACGAAGAAUUGGAAGGGCUCUGCCCUUCCUCAGCUCCUUCAUCCUCGACGUCCCCCAUCAAGCCUAUGUCCUCAACACAAAUGGUCGGCGCGAGCCGUAUCUCCUCUCCCCGAGGGCGAGUAACAAUUAUAUCCCGUCGGUUGCUCUCACCGUCACCCUCUUCGUCCUCGCCGUCGCUCAUACUCAUGAAGUUACUCAUUCAGCGUCCAUCUCCACGCCCAUGGCCCCGCACUCCCAAUUUUCCCCUACCUUCUAGACAAGCUAACGCAUCCAUUCUACUCCGCGUUCUGGCUGAUGAGAUGGUACUUUCUGAGUGCGCAGGUGAAGACGCGCGAUGCUGGUGAUGAAGCUUAUGUGUGUCCGCUCCACUGUCUGAGAACGCCGGUGAACGAGGAGAGAAAGGUGGUGGUGAGAGCAACGAUGAAUCGUACUCGACAAGAGGGACUGAGUGGGACACGCGGCGAUGUGAAGAUCGGGGCGGAUGAGGUGCUGAGACGAGUACGUUCAGGGGUGACGUAUACGAGGAUGCAGAGGGUGCAAGCGAAAAAUACGGAUGCGAUGGUUGCACCAGUCAAGAAUGUGAAGGGCUCGGAGGUGCUGUCCUCGUUCCCUUCUGCAUCGGCAAGGAGGAAGGCGGCUACGACUCUGCAUUCGGAGGGUUGUUGGGUAGUAAAGUCAUACCUACCGAUGAGGACACUGCCGGAGGGUCUGGGAGUGACAUCAAUGCCACCGGCUUCGGAGAGGGUAUAUUUCGCAAUGACUCUCGCGAAGGUCGCCAGGACACGAUCGACACAGCAAGCUUAGGAGGGAGAGGAGGAACAUAUUUAGGGGUGAAUGCGAUAUGCCUCUCACGUCGGGAAUCGCUGUUCAGUUCUGAGGUACAAAAUGUCCAACUGGUCGAUCGCGACAACAUGGAAGUUUUCCGCUUGUGAGAGGAUAGUGUACCGGAUCUUAUUGACCCAG
Molecule: messenger RNA, 993 nt
Organism: Pisolithus orientalis
Lineage: Eukaryota; Fungi; Basidiomycota; Agaricomycetes; Boletales; Pisolithaceae
Exons: 2
Coding region: 325-834 (169 amino acids)
Source: RefSeq, a predicted model, not a curated record